AUGAGCUAUUUAAACCAGGACAAUGCUUUACAUCAGCGGGAUAAUGGGAGUCGUACCCAUCUUUUCGAUUCAAAAUAUGAUAAGAUGAAUGGCAGAGCAAGUUCGCCAUAUGAUAAAGGUGGCAAUUUGGAUUUUUCUCAAUCAAUACUCUCGAACUUGGAAGAUCAAAGCGAUCGACACGUUAGCGCCAUGAGUGAGAAGCUGGGCAGACUCAAAACUUUGUCGCUCAGAAUGGGUGACGAAAUUCGUGGAAGUAAUGAUACAGUCGAGAAGCUCGGUGAAGUUUUUGAGGGUACGAGCAAACGUCUGCAGCGCACUUAUCGUGAUAUGAUGGCAAUGGCAGGAAGAUCGAAAAUUUCGCUCAAGACGUGGUUGAUCAUCUUUUUGAUCGUAUCUCUCUUAUUUUUUUGGGUUUGGAUCUCUUAG
This is a messenger RNA of Lachancea dasiensis, 426 nucleotides long. The record is from the annotation of a GenBank genome assembly. NCBI's taxonomy places the organism in Eukaryota, Fungi, Ascomycota, Saccharomycetes, Saccharomycetales, Saccharomycetaceae.